Molecule: messenger RNA, 2082 nt
Organism: Stegodyphus dumicola
Lineage: Eukaryota; Metazoa; Arthropoda; Arachnida; Araneae; Eresidae
Source: RefSeq, a predicted model, not a curated record
UUAGUAAAAAUACUUCGAGUAAAAACACUUUUUGAUUUCUUUCAAACGUUUACCGUUUCCAGACUAAAUUAAAGAUGUAUCAGCUAGUUUCAAUGCUUAUUUUUACUUACUUGAUAUUUACCACUUUUUGCUUGCCAACAUAUAUGGAUAGAAAUCGCAUAAGUGAAGAAAUUUCUUUUUUGAAUGACGUGGAGGCAGCUGAAAAAGUGCAGCAAUUGAUGCACAUUGGUUUGCAGCCAAACAGACAACUAAACGAAACUAGCGGAUCUGUAACUGCAAAUCUCUCUCAAGCCACAACUAAUUCCUCCCCAAACGGAAACAGGUCCGAAGAAAGCGCUGAGAAGAAUGACGCCAGAAAUUCUGAAAAACAAAGAGAAUUUACAGUUCAUUAUAUAUAUACCGGAAACAAUCGGAAUAGGAGUAAAAGGCUGUACGAAAAAAAUAGCUCAUUUGAUGUACGUAAUCCAGAUAUAAGUGAGAAGAAAUCUCAUAAACCAGGAAACUUUCUCUAUAUAAAAGAGCGUGAAAUCCAGAUUUUCAUGCCAAAGUCUCCUGUUCUGAAUGGGUUGAACAUUCAAGAUAAUCCGCAAUAUAUUCAAAGCAAUGAAUUAAAUCCUUAUGUGAAAACACAAGAAGUUCGAAGCGAUCGAAUAAAUGACCAUGACAAAGGAAUGAAUGAUCCCAUUUAUGAAGCAAAUGCUAACAACAAUGAGGGAAAAAUUUACGGAGAUUUACCUAGGUCUCAAAUGCAAGGAAAUGUAGCUAUCAAUCUAGCUCCUGGAAAGUAUCCAAGUUGGUAUCAAUUGAAAUUACAAUCUCCAAAGAGCUUAACACAAAAUUUAAAGCCUGCAGUUUCUUUUUUUAAAGAUGAGAUUGAACAACAACGCUAUUCGAAGGAAGCUUUCAAAGUCGGCCAAUCACAAACGAGGGAUGUCCUGAGAAAUAAGGCAUUGCCUUUUCCUGCACGAAUGGCUCCUAGAGACAGUAAAAAUGACGCAGAAUUUUAUACCACCGUGCUGAAGGGGAAGGGCUUCUCGACAACAGGUGGAUUUCAUGCCUACUUACCAUCUGAAUUUGAGAUUUCCACCCAAGAGUAUCAAACAUCUGCAGUACUACAGAACAAUUCCAAUCCCAGCAUGAAUGUCAAUCUAAGAAGAGAGAGUAUAAAUUUUCUCUUCCCACAAAAUCCUCUAAACUUUCAGCUAGCUGCCAGUAAACGUAACGAGAGAGAUUUCAUGGGAUUGUUGGGAAAUAUGCUACCCAGCGAAAAAUACCGUAGAAAUUCUGAACUGAUAUUUAAGAGACGACCUAGAGAACCUAGACAUGAUUCGCCAACUAAUCAAACAGAAAACGUUUCUGCAGCAGAUACCAUUCAUAAUUUCAAAAGACGAAAGAAAGAAAGUGACAACUAUCAUCUUUGGAAGUACUUAAAAAGAAAUGCCAACGAAUUAUUUCUGAAACCACAAAGAAAUAAAUCAGAGAAGAAUGAGUUUAUUCCAGGAACUGCUAUGUAACACUAAGGAAUUUGGCUAUUAAGGGCGAACAUUUUAUCAAUUUAAGUUUUUAGAGUUAAGGGAUUCUAUCUGCUGUUAAUUGUCAAGCUAUGUCUACAUUUUACACACUUAAAUUUUUGUAAAGAACGUACACCAUAAAUGUUUUGCUCAGUUGUAUUUCAUGUGAAUGAAUACCUUUGAUAUUUUCUUGUAAGAAAAAUGGCAUAAACAUCAACGUUCAGAUAACAGAUAUGAAAAUUCUAAAUGAAAUCACAGAUUAAUAAGAUAAUAUAAGAUCCUCAAAUCAAUGGGCAAAAGUUUAAAAAGUAAGCAAUACCCACUUUUCAUGCAGUCUGUUUGAGCAAUUUCUAUUCCUUCUCAUCGAUUCAGUUACUGAAAGAUAUUUUGUGGAAGUAUUUUCGAGAUCUUCAAACGGAAGGACACGAACUUUUUCUCUUAAUUCAUAGCAACACGUUUAACGGAAAAGACGAAUUUAUAAAUCUAAAUUUUUUUACUUAUUUUCUACGUAAAAGAAAACAAAAAGGAUGUACUGUCUCUUUUGUAGCACUAUAAAAAUCAUAAAGCUUUC